AUGAAACGCAUCUUCUUAUUUAUUUCUUCUUACAGACUGCCUUGUUUGGAGGAUUACUGGAAUGACUAUCUCGAGAAAGAUUCAAAGAUUCUGUUGAGGUUCUCUUACAAUAAGUUAUGCUCUGCAACAGGGAAGUUGUCUGAAAAUCUUGGAGGGGGAUUCGGAAUGGUACUCAAAGGUGUACUAAUAGAUGGAACAUCCGUUGCAGUAAAGCAGCUUGAUAAAAAAAAGGCAGGGAACAAAAGAGUGCCGUGCAGAGAUGGACACUGUGUUCACCUGCUAUGCCGUCUGCAGAAGAAGGCAAUUGAGAACCAACUGGUUGACAUUGUUGAUUGCCGAAGUGAAGACAUGCAACGCCAUAGUGAAGAAGCUAUCGAAAUAAUUAGGCUUGGAAUGUGGUGUUUGAAUAAUGAUUAUACAAAAAGCCCCCCUAUGUCUUCAGUCAUAAAGGUUUUGGAGGGAGUUAAGGAAUUAGAACCCAUUGUCAGCUUCAACUUUCCAUGCAGCGUGAUCUCUGCUGUGGACUCUACUGUCUAA
Messenger RNA from Ilex paraguariensis (yerba mate), 537 nucleotides. NCBI's taxonomy places the organism in Eukaryota, Viridiplantae, Streptophyta, Magnoliopsida, Aquifoliales, Aquifoliaceae. The record is from the annotation of a GenBank genome assembly.